AUGAACGAGGAUCAAGUUGAAGAGAAUAUCGGAUUUUCUGAAUCUAGAGUUUCUACCAAUGAUUCUAAUGAGGACAACGAAAUUUAUGGUUAAGAAUCAGAUUUUAAUCAAGCAACUGAGCGAUCCUAAGUCUACGAUGAAAACGAUUUAGAAUUGAAUACUCUUAAUUAAAGAGAAUAGGAGGAUGAGGAUAGCUCAGUGCCUUCAGAAGAAUUUCGGCAAUUACAAAUGUUAGUUCUUCCACAAAGAAAAACUAAUGCAUCAGAGUCAAUCUACAAAGGUCUCAACUGUUGCUUAAGUAUCGUUACCAAAGGCUCCUAUUACUUUGCUCUUCUAGUUUAUCAUUUAUUCACCACGUUAAUUAUAGUAACUUUCACUUUUUUAUCUAAAUUUACUUUAGCUCACUCAAGCAUUGUUGUUCUCAACAAUAACAUUACUUUUUGCAUUUAAUAUCCUUACAAUCUUUUGAGCAUGCUCUUUCUCAUUAUCAAGAUAUGUCUGCAGCAAUUAUUCCCGGAAUCAAGAGAGUUAAGAGAACUGUUUGACUUAAAUAACUAGCCACGAAGACUCUCACAUUAUCAUCAGAGAAGAAAUUAGCAAAGGAGAUAGUAGUAUCCUAUCAUCAAUCUGAAUAGAAGAAUUGAAAGAGAAUAAUAAGAUAGGGAAUAAUGCUUGGUGAGAUUAAGAAGGAUGAGUCCGAUAGAUGAAACUGAUUCAUCUCAGAGAUUAGCCACUGAAGGCAAUGAAAGCUUGUCUCCAAGCCCUAUCUUCAGAGUCAACAGAAAUUUUUCAUCCAGAAGAAGACGUGACUAUAUUAGAUCUGAAAUAUUGAGAAUUUUAACUUCAUCGAAUUUCCACCCACACAGAGGAUCGCAAGAUGCAUAUAUCCUUAGAAAUUUGCACUUACUUUAAAUGGCAUCAGUGGGUAGAGAUUUUAGCGAAAGAGACUAUGAGAUGUUAACCUCUCUUGAUAACACUAAUUUUAACAGAGGCUCGUCUCAUAAAAUUUAGCUUUUAAUCUCUCAACUCCCCACCUAUGUUUAUAAAGCUAAAUUUAGCCCUUCAAAAUCGAGAGAUCAGGAUGAGCCAUGCUAAACUGAAAAUUUUACGACCUGUGCAGGCUAGGAUUAAACUGAGGAUGACUCAAUUAGCAACAAAAAUUAGUGCACGAUUUGCAUCGAAAACUUCGUUGAUGAGGAGGUGAUCAAGAUUUUGCCCUGCUUCCAUCAGUUUCACAAUUCUUGCAUCGAUGAUUGGCUGCUUAGAAAGACACUUUGCCCUGUUUGCAAAUUUGACAUUAAGACCUAAAACGAUCAGUCUUAUGAGUAUGAAUGA
Messenger RNA from Stylonychia lemnae, 1335 nucleotides. NCBI's taxonomy places the organism in Eukaryota, Ciliophora, Spirotrichea, Sporadotrichida, Oxytrichidae. The record is from the annotation of a GenBank genome assembly.